Pestalotiopsis fici W106-1 is the source of this 1515-nucleotide messenger RNA. RefSeq lists its product as uncharacterized. NCBI's taxonomy places the organism in Eukaryota, Fungi, Ascomycota, Sordariomycetes, Amphisphaeriales, Sporocadaceae. Gene Ontology annotation, molecular function: transmembrane transporter activity. Bases 1 to 1515 code for a protein of 504 amino acids. The transcript has 4 exons. The record is from RefSeq and is a predicted model, not a curated record. Gene Ontology annotation, biological process: transmembrane transport.
AUGGCGGAUCAUCGGGGCGAAGCGGCGUCGUCGGGGAGUAUACACACAGGCGGCGGCAUCUCGGCUUCUACACCCCUCCUCGGGGCCGACGCCUCCCCUCCGGCAUUGGACCACUUUGCGCCCGGCGACCCCGACAACCCGCGCAACUGGUCACCGUGGCGCAAAUGGCUCAUUGUCGCCGCCAUCACCCCCAUCGACUUGUCCGUGUCCUGGGGCGCGUCGGGAUUCUCGCCCGCCACCGCCAGCUUCCGCGCCGAGUUUGGUCUGUCGGAGACGGUCGCCACGCUCGGUCUGAGCCUCUACAUUGCCGGUCUUGCCCUGGGACCAAUGUCGCUGGCGCCACUGAGUGAGUUCUUUGGAAGGAGCGUCAUCUAUGUGGGAUCCUAUGCCGUGUUUCUGGUUCUUUUGGCUGCCACGGCGCUGGUGCAGCAUGUGGCUGGAUUCAUGGUGCUGCGCUUUUUCAGUGGCCUCUUUGCUGCUGUGACGAUUGCCAAUUUUGGUGGCUCUAUUGCAGACAUGUGGACUCAUCACGAGACCGGCAUCGCCAUGUCCAUCUAUCUCUGGGCCGCUACAUGCGGAAGUCCCUCCGGGUUUUUUGCCAUGUCAUUUGUAGCCGAGUAUCGAGGCUGGCGUGAGGUGUUUUGGGCUCUGCUGGGUGUCUGCGGGACAUUUUGGCUGAUCAUGGCACUGACCCUUCGCGAGACGCGGCAUACCACCAUUCUCCGUAAUCGCGUCAAGGCCGCGAGAAAGCGCAAUGGUGCCAAUGCAGACGAUUCCAAGCCAGAUGGCCUACACCGCAGAUCCGCGCACGAGUUGUUCAACGUCGCCUUGACGAGGCCCUUUCGGUUCUUGCUGACAGAGGCCAUCAUCAUCUUUGCAGCCCUCUACAAUGGCUAUCUCUAUGGCCUGAGCUUUUUGUUCAAUGGCGCAUUCAGAAUGGUCUUCGGCGAGGGUCACGGGUUCAGCACUCUAGAGGUUGGAUGCGCAUUCUUGGGAAUUGCGUUUGGCAUAUCCGUCGGUCCAUUCACAAAUUUGUGGCAGGAGAGGUACUACCAGAAGCGCCUCGCAUCUUCAAGCAGUGCGGCCGUUCCAGAGGCUCGGUUACAGUUGGCCAUGGUAGCCGCUGUUGUUUUUCCCAUAUCGUUAUUUUGGUUCGCUUGGACAACUGAUGCGAGCAUCGCGCCCAUUGUGCCAAUUGUGGCUUCGGCAUUCUGGGGAUGGUCCUUUUACACACUUAUUUUGAUGACUUUCCAGUAUACUGAAGACGCAUAUAGGGUCUACUCAGCUUCAGCUUUGGCUGGUAUUGGCUUGGUUCGCAACAUUGCCGGCGCUGCAUUUCCCCUCUUUGGCCGAGAGUUAUUCUCUAAACUAGGGUAUCAGUGGGGAGGAAGUUUACUGGCUUUUCUGAGUAUUGCUUUAAUACCAAUCCCCUUCGUCUUGGCUCGUUACGGGCCUGUCAUUAGACGGAAAAGUCCGUGGGCGAGCCAACAUAUGGACGAUGGGGUCGAUGACUAG